AUGAGAUCCUCCACCGUUAGCCUUGUCUUUGCCGUUAUUCUGGCUUUCUUCACCCUUUCUGGGGUGAUUGAUGUCCGCAGCAGCGCUCAACAGCAGAGCAUGGCGUCAACAACCCUCUCCUCAAGCCUCGAUGUCCCUACUGAAUUUGGCAUCACCACUAUCGAUGGCUCUCCUGAGCUUGAGCCUCCCUUUGCUUUUACCAGCUCUCUCUUUGGCGAUGUUAGCCGCUGGACGAUCGACAUUGAAUCUGGCACUGGAGACAAGGAAACUAUGAGUUCUGAGUCUAAGACAGCUCAACCAGAGUAUGACCAGGCUGAAGACAUGUUGGAUAACUUAAUUGCAAAUAUCCUCCAGCAUAUCGCAACAUCUGUUGAACCCCCCUUCAAUCGCGCGGCCCUGAUCCUUGCUAUCAUCACUAUCCUCACGCUAUUUAAGACCCGAAUCAUGGCAUUCUUAAACUUUACAAACAACUGGAGCAAGAAGACCCUGAAAGUCGAACUCGGCCAGCCGGAACCAGAGGGCUGUCACAGUUGCCUCAGGGCUAUCGCAAAGUUUAUCUCUUGGAUUGAUCUCGCUACGCUGCCUUUCCAAAUUGACUCGGCCCAUGAGAAGCUUUUGAAAGACAACCGAAUGGAAAUCGUGCAGUUGAACGUUACCAUUGCCCAGAUGCAGGCCGAAAUCGACAGAUUGACAAAUGCUGUCAAGGAGAAGGAAAAGGAGAUCAAAGCGACGACGCAGACAACCAAAGACCGACAGGACGCUGAAUUGGGGCUUAUGGACAAUCUAGAAGUCAGACUCAACAACAUGCGUACAAUCAUCCGUCGACAGCCUCCGUGGAAAACAUCUUAG
Fusarium musae is the source of this 849-nucleotide messenger RNA. RefSeq lists its product as uncharacterized. The record is from RefSeq and is a predicted model, not a curated record. The transcript has 2 exons. NCBI's taxonomy places the organism in Eukaryota, Fungi, Ascomycota, Sordariomycetes, Hypocreales, Nectriaceae. The coding region runs from base 1 to 849 and encodes 282 amino acids.